CAGUGCUCUCCCACCUCUAAGCAUCAUGGCGGCCAUCAUUGUUGACCUCAUGAAAUUUACGGUGCAUGAAUUUACAUCUUUUGCAGUAAUGCAGUGAAACCAGUUGAAAAGCUCGUUGUUUUUGUUUAAGUUCUCCUUUCUCAUGAACAAUCGUGCUUAAUAUUCCACUCCACUUAACUCCCAAGGUAACCUGGAUAUCCCUUUACAAACGUCUUCGUUCACAAACAUUCCAAGCCUUCUAGUCCUUCAGCGGCAGACAGCGUGGUCCUCUGAAUCUGAAACCUAUUGAAGUCUCGACUCUCGUUGGUGAACGCAACUACAAGAUACCAAGAUGACAACGCCCGCGGUGGGCUCGGCUCUUCACCAAGUUCCAGUGAACCCGUUAAAACCAAUGUGAAAUUUGAUGUUGCCUCAUGUCAAGGUACCAUCAGGAAUGAAGGUAACUACUCUAGUCAUUAACUUCAAAGAGUUCGGGGAUCAAGCUCUGUGGAGGUCUCUCUGGGACACGCUGUCAGGAAUAGUGAAUUGAAUCUCAUUAUUUCUCGAAGUAAUGUUUACCUAUGACGUAAAUCUCCGUAAAGAAUUGGUCGGGUAUCAAGUUUACAUCUAGCCAUUAUUUUCAAACCACACCGCGGAGAUAAUUCUAUUGUACUCUCUUAACUCCCUUUAAUUAUGAAUCUGAAAGCUUUUUAUUUGUCUUUUUUACUUUUAGUUUUAAGUCUAAUUUUAAAGUGUCGCUCCUCUCGAGUUAUCGAACUGAGCGAUAGAUUCCUAGAUGUAAGGAAGGACGCAGACUGGUUAAUCAUGUUUUAUUCGCCUAACUGCGCUCAUUGUAAACGAUUGGAUCCUGUUUGGUCCCACGUUGCGCAAGGUCUUCAUUACACUAAUAUUCGAGUAGGGAAAAUCGAUUGUUCUCGGUUUACAAAAAUUGCUUAUGAAUUCGGUAUCGCAGGAUUUCCUACCAUUAUGUUUCUGAAAGGAGAUGCUAAACAGUUCGUGUUCAAUGGAGAUAGAACGAAAGAUGAAAUCAUAAAUUUUGCCCACCGAGUGCAAGGUCCACCUGUCAAGCAAAUUACCCGUCCCGAGAGUUUAGAAGCUCUCAGAUCCUCCGAAAACAUUUUCUUCCUGUAUGCUGGCAGCCCUGAAUCAUCCUUGUUUGAGUUGUUUUACAGCACAGCCGAAAGAUUCCAACCUCAUAGUUUCUUCUAUUCCACUUCGCUUGAAAUAGCAGAAAAUCUCUUCGAGGCACGAUCAAAUCCUGUGAUACUAGUCCAUAAAGAGAAAACGCCGUAUAUUUUCAACGAUUGGUCGGAAAAUGAAGAUUUGAACGAGACUCUAUCGAAUUGGGUCAAUCACGAAAGGUUUGCCACCUUUGUUAAAGUUACCCGCGGUAAUUUUCAUCAGCUGAUGCAAAUUGAUAAAUUUCUAGUCAUCGCUGUAAUUCAUGAAAACAAAUUAGAAGAAAUUCCUCCUGAAAUGGUGGAAUUUCGGGAUAUGGUAGAGUCAAUUAUUCAUAAUAAUCGGGACAGGUUUCACAGACGAUUUCAGUUUGGGUGGACAGGGAGUCCCGAUUUAGCGAAUUCUAUAGCCAUGAUGGAACUGCAAUUGCCGCAUCUAAUUGUAGUCAAUGCUUCUACCAACCAUCACCACAUUCCGCAGGAUGAGCCCCAGCAUUUAACUCCAGAAGCGAUCACUCUCUUUCUGGAGUCUAUAGAAAAUCAAAUGGCUCCUGCUUAUGGAGGAGACACAUUCCUAGUCCGGCUCUAUAGAGGUUAUUUUGAAGGCAGAACAGCUUUCAGAGAAAUGUGGAGAGGAAAUCCAGUAUUAACUGCUGUACUUUUCGGCCUUCCCUUAGGAUUUUUGUUGCUCAUUUUGUAUUCCGUAUGUUGCUCAGAUAUUUUAGACGCAGAUGAAGAAGAAGAAGAAGAGGAAAAUACUCAUGAAAAGAAAGAGUAAUUUUAUCAUGUUGCAGUUCUAGUCAUAUUUUUCCAAGUUGACUCACGUGAUUAGUCCCUUUUCAAUAACUGUUAGCAAGGUUAUCUCGAACAGCCAAUUAUUUUCAUUCAGCAAGCGAAGGAAAUGUAAAGGUUAACUUCGAUUUCGGUUUUUUUUUUUUUUUUUUUUUUUUUUUUUUUUUAAAUAUAUGUCAUCGAAACAUAGUAUCAAGCAUCUGUACUUACAGGUACGAAGCAUUUAGUUUGAAGAGUUGUUUGAAUGUUUUUACUGAACAAAUGUUUAGUUUGUUCAUGAAAACUAGAGGUACUGAGAACUAUUUGGUGAUCUCUGUGUUUAUUUUACACUUGUCAAUAUCUCCUAACUUAAGCUGUAUUUUUAUGAUCUCCUUGGUUCUCAAUAUAGCAGGUGAAAAUUUAUCGUCUAUUCGAAUAGACGUAAUUCCUUUAGUUAGCAUUUUUACACAAUAUUUUUACUCCCACGAAUCCAAAUCCGAUUUGAGACUGACAUUCAAAUGCAGUAGCAGUUAGAAUCUUGCUUUAAUUCAACUUUUCAAAUUCUUAACUUGACAGAUAAUGUACCUAACUGAUAUUAUCCAAUCCGCCAGUGAUUACACGUAGUGUGUGUUUUUUUAAAAUUCAUUUUAUUUUAUUUUAUUUUUUUGUAAUAACUUAACUUAAAUUAUAAACUUAAAUAAUGAAACGUUUGCCACCCAUAAGCAAAAUCUGUUGAGAAAUUGUUGCCCACAUGAUCACAAUUGAUGUUGUGUGUCAUGUCCCUCUAUUAUCUUAAAAGUUGCGAAGAAAUUGGUAAAAUUCAUGACAAGUUUGCUGUCCUCAAGGGCGAUAAUCAUUGUUACAUAUAAUUUUUGGUUCCUUAGAUUAAAAGUAUUAUAGGUACACCGAUAAGCAACAUAGCGGUGCAAUAUUUAUCUGUAUUUGGUCUUCGAGUCUCAAUGCAUACAAUAUGAAUUUUUUUUGAUAUACCAAAGCUUCAUGCAAUUUGGUAUCCAAUAGCCUGAUUAUUAAAAAGGGUGACCCAUUUCACCCCGAUUGCUAUUUUAAGUUUGUGUAUGUAGUUAAUUGUUUCCUGUGUUUAAGGAUUUCCGGGUGUUUUACUCUUUUCCAAAGGUUCAAGUUUCGUAACUAGCUCCUAUCGGAACUAGAUAAGGCAAAAGUUAUUUUUUGUGCGGCUCAUGUAUUAUGUUCCUUUUGUUAAUGAUCUGAGAGUGAUGUUGUUAAUUUUAUUUUUAUGCUUCUACAAGCAGCCUUUGAAAUAUCAUUGUUGUAAAAAAAAGACACGCUGUUGUAGCUUUUUAAAAUGUUCUCUCGCAAUUGGAUUCAUAAAGGGUUUUUGAAUUAAUGAAAAAA
Messenger RNA from Bemisia tabaci, 3323 nucleotides. Its product is annotated as protein disulfide-isomerase TMX3. NCBI's taxonomy places the organism in Eukaryota, Metazoa, Arthropoda, Insecta, Hemiptera, Aleyrodidae. The record is from RefSeq and is a predicted model, not a curated record. Gene Ontology annotation, cellular component: endoplasmic reticulum.